AUGGAAUCAUUCAACGAUUUCUGUAGUUACUGCGAUCAAUUGAUUGUGAACCCGCAGUCAAGCCAACAGCUCUCGCACCUGCCGCAGCAUCUAUAUUCCGACAAACGUGCACGAGAAGACCACAGCUUGUUCUGUUCGGAACACUGCAAGUUGCUGGAUCAACAGUCCUUCCAAAAAUACCACCAUACUGUAAAUAAAGAUGCAAUCCAAAGGGCAAACGAGCGAGAUAUUACCUCUCACUGCGCAAGGGACAUUGACAAUAUAGACACGCUUCUCAAAUCGCCUCUUUUACAUCCAACGGAUUCACAAAAACGAGAGAGAAGCAAAGUACAGGGCGACAAUUACACAAUGGGCGAGUGGUUGCUGGAUUCGUGCGACUGCAAUAUAAGAUCGUCCGUUAUGUGUCCUCGAGCGUUCGGUAAGGGGGCGCCCUGCAAUCUUUGA
Huiozyma naganishii CBS 8797 is the source of this 444-nucleotide messenger RNA. RefSeq names its product Ecl1p (gene ECL1). The record is from RefSeq and is a predicted model, not a curated record. Bases 1 to 444 code for a protein of 147 amino acids. The transcript has a single exon. Lineage: Eukaryota; Fungi; Ascomycota; Saccharomycetes; Saccharomycetales; Saccharomycetaceae.